AGCUCGGCGGUCGAUUAGCCGGCCUCUGGGGAGCGGCAGCGGCGAGCCGGUGAGGGGAGCCCGGGGCCAGCGCCCUCCCGCCCGGUGUCCUUCGGGGCUGGGGACCCUCGACGCCCCGUAGGCCCCGACUGUGUCCCCAGGGCACCCUGCGGCUCCCGCUGCCCGGGGGCUCGGAGGCCGCAGGCCCGGCGCAGAGCCCCGAGGCCUGGCAGACACAGCUGCUCCCUCCAUAAGCUGCCCUGUCGCUGGGUCGUGGCCUGUGCAGAAGCACAUAAAAGAUUGAAAUAAAUCCUCUGCUGUGGCGGAGGGGAUGGAGUGUGCCAGCUGGACUUAGGCUGGAGAAAAGGAGGCUGAGGGGAGACCUUCUCGCUCUCUACAGCUGCCUGGAAGGAGGGUGUAGCCAGGGCUCAGGAUGGACUUUCUGACACUCUUCUUGAUUUACUUGUGUUUUGUGCUCACUACUAUUGCUCUGCUCUGCAUCUGCUCAGGAAGAAAGGAGGGUUUCCUCGCAAGAAGUGCCAAUGGUGCAAGCCAGGUAUUGUCAUUUAUAAUCCCCACGCAGCUCCAGAGAGUGACACAGAGGGCACUUCACAGGCUCUUCCACACAAGAAGCUGUUUGUUUGUUGUCCUGCACAUAGCCUUGCAGGCUGCAGUGUAUGGGGAAUACACAUGGGAAGUGUUUGUUUACUGCUGGGAGCUGCAGUUCCACCUCCUCUUCCUGCUGCUGCCCUACCUGCUGCUGGCUGGGAACAUGGGCUGCUUCAUUCUCUGCUCCCGGGCCAAUCCUGGUGUAAUAACAAAAUCAAAUCAUGCAUCAUUGGUUAAGAUUUACGAAUAUGAUGGUGUGUUAUUUCAGAAAGGCAUCGUGUGUCCUACGUGCAACAUGGAGAAGCCAGCCAGAUCAAAACACUGCCGUUUCUGCAAUACAUGUGUACAUCGUUUUGAUCACCACUGCGUGUGGGUCAACAACUGCAUCGGUGCCUUCAAUGCAAAGUAUUUCUUCCUCUACCUCUUCACGCUGACUGCUAUGGCUGCCACCAUUGCCAUCAUCACAGCAGCAUUUCUCAUCCAAGUGGUGCUGCUGUCCAACAUGAUGCAUGGGAGUUACGUUGACGACCAAGGACAAGAGCAUGCUGUCGAGAUUCUCUUCCUUAUUCAGCACCUUUUCUUGACUUUUCCUAGGAUUGUCUUCAUGCUUGGUUUUGUUAUUCUUCUCACACUCGUACUGGGUGCUUACUGCUGCUUCAGUCUGUACUUGGCCUUAACCAACCAAACUUCCAAUGAAUGGUGUAAAUCCAGACGAUAUGGGUGUUCCCACCAUCUAACAUUGCAGCCUCAUGACAGACAAGUUGUCUACAAAAACAUUUAUUCUAGAGGAGUCUGGAUGAAUUUAAAGGAAAUCUUUAAGCCCCCUUCAGUGUUGGAAAGAAAGAAGAAAACCUGAAGAUAUUACUCUCUAUCUAUGCAUUUUUUUUUAACUUUUUGUAAGACUUUACUUCAAGACUCUGCUUUGAUGCCCCAAACAACUUUUGUAAAAAGAUGACUGCAUUUCAAUUAAGUAAUUGGAAACUAUGUUUUCAUAAAGCCAACCAGUCUUCAAAAAACUAGAGUUCUCCCGAGUUUAUCUGUAACACUACUCGUACCAGUUGCGACAGUGGCCUGUCGGUCUUUUCAGACACAAUCGCAGUAUUAAAGCAAGCUGUACUAGAGAUAGGUCCAGCUAAGGAACACAUACACAAGGAACAAAGGAACACUUUU
Chroicocephalus ridibundus (black-headed gull) is the source of this 1758-nucleotide messenger RNA. RefSeq names its product zinc finger DHHC-type palmitoyltransferase 4 (gene ZDHHC4). The coding region runs from base 413 to 1444 and encodes 343 amino acids. Gene Ontology annotation, molecular function: protein-cysteine S-palmitoyltransferase activity. Gene Ontology annotation, cellular component: Golgi apparatus; endoplasmic reticulum. The record is from RefSeq and is a predicted model, not a curated record. The transcript is spliced from 7 exons. Lineage: Eukaryota; Metazoa; Chordata; Aves; Charadriiformes; Laridae. Gene Ontology annotation, biological process: protein targeting to membrane; peptidyl-L-cysteine S-palmitoylation.